UAAAAAAACAAACAACUUUUUCUUAACAAUGACCUUAAAUGUAGAAUUUGUUUUACAAAACAAAAAAACUAUAAAAAAUAUGUAAAUUUUAAUUAAUAAUAAUUAAAAACCAACAACUAGCAGCCUAGACAUAGAAAGUAUUUUCUCAUCCUAAAUUACAACUUGCCCAUCAAACCAGCCUAAUGUUUUUUCUAUUCUCAUAUUACGUGGACCAACGAUAAGUUGUACUCAAGUAUUUUUUUUGCCAAUGUCGAAUAACGGCAUAAAUAGCGCUACAAAUGGGCGCACUAGUGCCAAUAAUACCCAUGCUACGGCAACAAGCAACACUAACACCAGCUCCUCCUCAGCAGCUGCAGCAGCAAAGAAUUCUCAAAUCGGCAACAUCACAACAACUAAUAAUGCAACGAUUAACACCACACUUAAUAAUGCUAAGACGUCAAUUAGUUUUAAAACUACAGCACUGCCAGAUAAACAACAGCAACUACAACAACAACCACAACAGCCGAAAACAAAUAACAACGAACAUCAUCAUCAUCAUGUAAAUACCGGAACAGCAACAGGAACUGCAACAUCAUCAUCCGCGUCAUUAAGACAACCCAUAGCCAAUGUAAAUGUAAAUACAAAUACAACAAAAAUUCAAACUCAUAGACGUGAUAGUUCAACAGUUAGUGGACACCAUAAUUCACACACUAGUGGUAUACACUUGCCACAAAGCCUAAAAGAUGCCUCAAAAUAUAGAUACAUACAACCGCAGACGCUAUAUCAUAAUGAUAAUAACCAGACUAAUCAGGAUGAAGUCGAUAAGGUAGAGAAUGACCCUAAUCAUGAUCAUUGUUUAGUUUACUAUGAUGAUCAAUUGAUAGCGGGCAGUUUAGAUGCUUUGAUCGAACACAUGGUACCAACUUCUGAGUAUUAUCCCGAAAGAACCUACACCUUUUCGUUUCUCUUGAGCGUGAGGCUAUUUAUACGACCCCAUGAAUUGCUGGCCAAAAUAUCACAAACAUGGGAACAACAACAGCAGCAGCUGCUGCAGCAGCAGUCUGGUACUGCUCAAGAUCAAGUAGAUGAUGCUGGUCAUUUUACAAAUCUCUGUGCAACACAAGCGGGCAUUAACAAUUCUCCUCUACUACAACGCAAGCCGGGACAAAUUGCUACGCAAACGCAAAAAUCUGCUCAAAAUUGUAUACGCCUAUUGGCGGAAUGGAUAGAAACCUUUCCCUAUGAUUUUCGAGAUGAACGUCUUAUGCAGCAGGUGCGCAUUUUAACGCGUAAAUGUGUGUACAUAGAUAAUGCUUUGGGCAAACAGGUGUCCCGUAUACUGCAGCUUUUAGUACAACGUUUGACUGCUCUAGAGAAAUAUGAAGAAUUCCUACAGUCUCUUUUACAAAAUGAUCUCAAUACAAUCAUACAACCCCACUAUAGCACCUCUGCCUCGGCUUCUUAUUCCUCCUCUUCGUCAUCGACUUCUUCCUCGAAUGCAGCUCAUAACUCGUUAACAAAAUCAUCUGUUCAAGCAUUAAAUAGUCAUCAUGAUCAUGGAUCAUCCACGCAAAAGAAUCAUUAUCUGCUCAAUGCUCAAUUUUCUCAUAUCUCAACUUCAACACCUGCUACUUAUACCACCUCCUCCAAUACGGGAGGACAUUCUUCUUCAGAUUCUCCUAAUAGUCAUGAUAUCUUUAGCAUAAUGGAUCUAUGUCCCAGUUGUGCUCAAUUGGCUCAUCAGUUAACGGCCAUAGAAUUAGAACGUUUGUCACACAUAGGUCCUGAAGAGUUUGUGCAAGCUUUUGCUAAAGAAUAUCAAAAUUCUAUGAGUAAAAAUGUUUCCUCCUCCACGUCGUCUGCGACCACAAGUGGUGGUUCAUCAGCACAGCAACAAAUAAUGCAAACUUCUCUUAAUGAUAUGAAAAAGACUAGGAAUUUGGAAUCCUAUGUAGAGUGGUUUAAUCGUUUGAGUUAUCUAACCGCCUCAGAAAUUGUGAAGUACCCCAAAAAGAAACAACGCGUUCGCAUUAUUGAAUACUGGAUUGAGACUGCCCGAGAAUGUUUUAAUAUUGGCAAUUUUAAUAGUCUUAUGGCAAUAAUAGCUGGUCUAAAUUUAGCCCCCAUUUCAAGACUAAAAAAGACAUGGUCCAAAAUCCAAUCCGCCAAAUUUUCUGUCCUAGAACAUCAAAUGGAUCCCACUUCGAAUUUCAAUAGCUAUCGUUCGACUUUGAAGGCGGCCAUGUGGCGUUCGGAGGGCGCCACCGAAGAGCGUGAACGUAUAAUCAUUCCAUUUUUUAGUUUAUUUGUUAAGGAUUUAUAUUUUCUCAAUGAGGGAUGUUCAAAUAGAUUACCCAACAAUCAUAUCAAUUUCGAAAAAUGCUCUCAGCUGGCCAAACAAGUUAUGGAAUUUAACGAAUGGAAAAAGGUAACAUGCCCCUUCGAGAAGCUACCGAAUGUAAUUUCCUAUUUGCAAAAUAGUCCCGUUUUAAAUGAAAACACUCUAUCGAUGGCUUCGUUUGAAUGUGAACCACCAGAAAAUACGGAAGAGAAAGAUCGUUAUAAAACGGUUAAAGCCGAAACUAAACAACAGCUAUUACAGCAAUUACAAGAACAACAAUUGCAACAACAUUAAUAAAAUAAGGUAAAAAUGGAAGAAGACUCCUCCUUACACACGAAAAGUUUUGAAAACUUUAUAUGUUUAGAAAAACGAAAACAACAAAAAAAAUUAAACUACACUCAAACAAGCUUGCCAUGAUUUUUUUUACAUUAAUUGAACAC
Lucilia cuprina (Australian sheep blowfly) is the source of this 2760-nucleotide messenger RNA. RefSeq names its product ras-GEF domain-containing family member 1B. Gene Ontology annotation, molecular function: guanyl-nucleotide exchange factor activity. The transcript has 5 exons. The coding region runs from base 248 to 2614 and encodes 788 amino acids. The record is from RefSeq and is a predicted model, not a curated record. Lineage: Eukaryota; Metazoa; Arthropoda; Insecta; Diptera; Calliphoridae. Gene Ontology annotation, biological process: positive regulation of GTPase activity; Ras protein signal transduction. Gene Ontology annotation, cellular component: plasma membrane.